GGCAGUCGCAGUCUUUUUCUGAUCAGCCUUUUUCCUGGGCCAGCCUUUUCUCCCCUGCUUCAGAGGAGCUGGUCCCUUCACUGCUGCCGUCGGGGGAACGGGAGACACACCCUCUGGUCUGAAGUGCGCUGACGAUGCUCCGGUGGUCCCCCACUCCUGACUACAGACUCUGGCUGUGUCGAGCUGCUGCAGAUGCCUGGCCAUCAGAGAGUCGCCGCGUUCGCCCAGGCAGUCCUGGCGGGGAGCUCCGAUGCCCACCCUCCCUCCCUGCCUGUUAUUCUGGUACUGGCUCCGGCGGUUUUUGGACCUUCGAUGCCCGAACUGGUUGUUCCGGAAACCAAGUCUUCUGAGUCUUCUUGGUCUUCUGAGUUGACAAAGUACCCUGAGUCUGUGGUUCCGGCGGUUCCAGAGUCGCUGGUUCCGGCGGUUCCAGAGUCAGUGGUCCCAGUGUCUCCUGAGUCAGUGGUCCCAGUGUCUCCUGAGUCAGUGGUCCCAGUGUCUCCUGAGUCUGCGGUCCCAGUGUCUCCUGAGUYKGCGGUCCCAGUGUCUCCUGAGUCUGCGGUCCCAGUGUCUCCUGAGUCAGUGGUCCCAGUGUCUCCUGAGUUGGCGAGUCCCGAGUCGGCGGUCCUUGAAGUUCGUGGGUCAGCUUCUGGCACCUCUACGACAUUUGGGUUGGCUGCUGUUGCCGCCUCAUCACCUGAUACGUUGCCCAUCGUCUCAUCAUCUGGGUUGUCGCCCAUCGCCACCCUGUGGCCUAGGUCAUCGCCGAUCGCCGCCGUGUCGCCUGGGUCAUCGGCCAUCGCCUCACUGUUGCCUAGGUCAUCGAGCAUCACCGCCCUGUCGCCUGGGUCAUCGCCCAUCGYGGCCCUGUUGCCUGGGUCAUCCGCCAUUGUUCCUGUUGGGCCUCCAUUUCCUGUUGGACCUCCAGUUCCUUUCGGGCCCCGUUUUGGAUGGUUUCCUGGCUGUCSUCCUGAUUUUGUUGUGUCAUGUUGAGUCUGUCCUGUCAUGUGUCCCCGAGUCCCGUGCCCCUCCUUUUUCGACGUCAGGAGCCGUUGUUAAGGGGGAGGUACUGUCAUGGUCUGUGUUUUUGGUUACUUGGUUUUUUCUAGUGUUUCAGUGUUUCCCUGUGUUUCUCUGCCCUGCA
Austrofundulus limnaeus is the source of this 1144-nucleotide messenger RNA. Its product is annotated as proteoglycan 4-like. The transcript has a single exon. Bases 193 to 993 code for a protein of 266 amino acids. The record is from RefSeq and is a predicted model, not a curated record. NCBI's taxonomy places the organism in Eukaryota, Metazoa, Chordata, Actinopteri, Cyprinodontiformes, Rivulidae.